Colletotrichum costaricense is the source of this 504-nucleotide messenger RNA. RefSeq lists its product as uncharacterized. NCBI's taxonomy places the organism in Eukaryota, Fungi, Ascomycota, Sordariomycetes, Glomerellales, Glomerellaceae. The transcript has a single exon. The record is from RefSeq and is a predicted model, not a curated record. The coding region runs from base 1 to 504 and encodes 167 amino acids.
AUGCUCCCCCACCCCCUGCCUCGACCAUCACCAUCCGUCCCGUCGUGCAGCCACAAUCCCAGUCCGCCUCUCCCCGUCCACGCCGUUCUCCCUAACCUCGCACACCUUCGUCCUGUUCACAACCCUCACACCUCUCUUCCUUCACACAGUACUGCGUAUGCUCACAUCGACGAAUCUCCUCCUCCUCUCCCCUGUCGCCCUCACACCGUGACACCCACAAACCACCCCCCGUUCGUGGCUCGGAUUCUCCAAUUUCUUGUGCCUGUCACCCUGUCCCUGCACUGCGUCCGCAAUUCUUCUUUUCCCUCCUUUGGGCUCCUGGGUCACUCCUUUCUCUCCCGUCACUCGCAAUCCAAUCCAAUCCUCGUCCUCACCCCAAGACAAAUCGUCUCCAGUCGUUUACUUUGGCUUCCAUCGGCCUUCCUUGCUCCUCGCCUACCUUCAUUCUCCCCCCCUUCUCUUGCUGCCCUUUACUUUUCCCUCUCCACCAAGCCACGAGCCUAG